Truncatella angustata is the source of this 1650-nucleotide messenger RNA. Its product is annotated as kinase-like domain-containing protein. The coding region runs from base 1 to 1650 and encodes 549 amino acids. The transcript has 3 exons. Gene Ontology annotation, biological process: protein phosphorylation. The record is from RefSeq and is a predicted model, not a curated record. Gene Ontology annotation, molecular function: ATP binding; cyclin-dependent protein serine/threonine kinase activity. Gene Ontology annotation, cellular component: nucleus. Lineage: Eukaryota; Fungi; Ascomycota; Sordariomycetes; Amphisphaeriales; Sporocadaceae.
AUGGCCGCCCACGGCACUGGCAAUGGUGCCCUUUCGCCUCGAUCCUUUGCCCGCCAGCACCAACGACCGAAGGACAACUUUGCCGGUUGUGCAAAAAUCACCGACUUUGAGCUUCUCCAUAAGCUUGGUGAAGGUACCUUCGGCGAGGUACACAAAGCUCGCGCAAAGAGCAAUGGUACUCUGGUCGCCUUGAAGAAGAUCAUCAUGCAUAAUGAGAAAGAUGGCUUCCCAAUCACCGCACUGCGAGAGAUUAAGCUUCUCAAGCUGCUAUCCCAUAAGAACGUCCUCCGCCUCGAAGACAUGGCCGUCGAGCACCACAACAGGGCCACCGACAAGCGCAAACGACCAAUCAUGUACAUGGUCAUGCGCUACAUGGACCACGACUUGUCUGGUCUGCUCGAGAACCCGAAUGUCACCUUUACCGUCCCCCAGAUCAAGUGCUACCUGAAGCAGCUGCUUCAAGGUCUGCAAUACCUCCACGAGAACCACAUCCUCCACAGAGAUAUGAAGGCCGCCAACUUGCUCAUCAGCAACAAGGGUAUUCUGCAAAUCGCCGAUUUCGGCCUCGCGAGACACUACGAUGGCCAAGUGCCCGUACCGGGAGGAGGUGGAGGUGAAGGCAAGAGGGAGUACACAGCACUGGUCGUGACGAGAUGGUAUCGGCCUCCGGAGCUGCUCAUGAACCUCAGGAAAUACACCACAGCUAUUGACAUGUGGGGUGUUGGUUGCGUGUUUGGAGAGAUGCUUGUCGGUAAGCCCAUCCUGUCCGGCGAAAGCGACAGCCACCAACUGGAUAUCAUCUUCGAUCUGUGUGGGACGCCGACGGACCAGAAUAUGCCGGGCUGGAGACAAUUGCCAGGCGCCGAAGUAAUAAGCCCACGACCUCGGACCGGCAAUCUGUCGAGUCGUUUCAGAGAACAUGGUGGAACUGCUAUUUCUCUAUUGAAAGAACUUCUGAAGCUUGACUGGAGGGGUCGCGUCAAUGCAGUAGACGCUCUGGAGCAUCCUUACUUCACUUCUGCCCCGCUACCUGCGCGACCCGAGGAUAUCCCAUCCUAUGAAGACAGCCACGAACUGGACCGUAGGAAGUUCCAGGCUCAAAAAGCUGCUCUACCGCCGGCUCCUAGAGGUGGCACAGUCGGUGUAGGACCAUACGAAGGUCCUCAAGGGUACGCAAACGGUGACGGAUAUGGAAAUCCCCGCAUGAAUGGAAGACAUCCGAAUCAGCACGAUCGCGAUCACCCACCUCCGGACACCAGAUUACCACCUAGGCCAGACACCAGGUUGCCGCCUCGGCCGCCACCGCCUGUAAAUGGGUAUGACGACUUUCCUGAUCAUCGCGACAGGGAUCGAGCACCCAGGACUCGCGGUCCAGUCGGCGGCGGCGGCGGCGGCGGCGCUGGUGCUGGUGGCGGUAGCGGUGGUGUCAUUGUUGACACAUAUAUUCCUACUUACGACCCAAGCUUUAGUCGGGAUAGGCCACCGAGAGACGAGCGCCCACCUAGAGAUGAUCGCCCACCUAGAGACGACCGUCGAAGGCGCGACGAUCGCAUGAGGGAUUAUGAUGAGCGAGUCCGCUCAAGCAGAACUCGCAGCAGAAGUCGUUCUCCGCCCAUUCGUGAAAGAGAGAGGGACUCAUACCGUCGAUAG